AAGUAGAUAUUUGUGAGGCGAUUGAAAUGUUCCUUAACGUAAUUUAAGACGUAUAAAAAUUUGUGAAACAUCCCUUGGGAAGUGCACGAAUGUUUAUAGUUUAACACUUACAAUUUAUAUUGAAAUAUUUAUAGAGAAAUAGAUGUUAAUAUCUUAUGUUUAUUAUGAGAAAGUUCUGAGUGGAGAAAUGAUUGUUCACCAGAGACUCGAGGGGCAUAUUAAAAGUGAGGAGACGAAGGAAGUAUGGAGAAGAGACAAAAAGCAGCUGGUGCAGGAAGACAGAUGGUGAGGGAGGACAGAUGGUGACCACUAUCUCCCUGCCAUGGACAGAGAGCGACUUACUCCUUCGUCACCAAGAUGUUUUUGUUACCACUUGGUGAUAACGGAAGGUUAAUCUGACCUUCAACAGCAGUGUUUGGUGCGGGGAGGGAAGAUGUGGUGAUCGUAGCCAACACUGAGCUCCCCGACGCUACCAUGAACGCUACCCAAGGUAGCCAACACUGAGCUCCCCGACGCUACCAUGAACGCUACCCAAGGUAGCCAACACUGAGGUCCCCGACGCUACCAUGAACGCUACUACCCAGGGUAGCCAACACUGAGCUCCCCGACGCUACCAUGAACGCUACCCAAGGUAGCCAACACUGAGCUCCCCGACGCUACCAUGAACGCUACCCAAGGGCCAUCCAAGGCGCCCUCCGCUAUCACCAAGAAUCUCUGUCGAUUCCAGAACGUCAGCGGCAGCAUCGUCCUCAUCUCCUGCACGGAGGGCACGCCGCCCCACAACGAACCCGUCUACGACACCUACAUUGAUUACGACUACGAAAGCUACAACUUCACGGACGAGCAGUGGGGCAUCGUCAGGCAGCUCAACACAUACUACGUGCCCCUACUGAUCGUGGUGGGUUUCGUGGGAAACCUUCUGUCCUGCGUGGUCUUCCUCAACACCCGCCUGAGGAUGAGGUCUUCUAGUUAUUAUCUGGCAGCCUUGGCCAUCGCUGAUGUUACUUACCUCUUUAUACUCUUCCUGGUGUGGCUCGAUCUACUCGGAUUUAAUACCUUUAAUGUGAAUGUCAUGUGUCAGCUGGAGAUCUACCUGGGUUCUGUGUCCAGCUCGCUCAGCGUCUGGCUGACGGUAGCCUUCACAGUGGAGCGGUUCAUCGCGGUCCAGUACCCGCUCCAGCGGCCCACCGUCUGCACGGUCCACCGGGCCAAGACCGUCAUCGUUCUGCUCUCUACGUUCAGCGUCACUGUUCAUCUCUACGUUUUCGUGACGGCCGGCGUCAUCGUUCACCAGGACGAGUCAGAAUACAAUAACACAUCAGCAUGUGUCCCUGCUUUUGUAGGAGCAAAUCUCAGAGCAGCAGAUGCUGUUCCUGCAUCUGCUGAAGUUCUGUCGUACCCCAGCAAGAACCCCCGCAGCAUCCUGUCUACCAGGACUCAGUACUCCAUUACCAAGAUGCUGCUUCUAAUAUCUACCGUUUUCAUCAUUCUUAAUCUGCCCAGCCACGUGAUCCGGGUUCACGCCUUCAUCAGCAGCCUGUGGGGGGAGGAUCACGACAGCGAUGAGGUGACCAUGUGGAACCUGCAGCAGCUAUUCAUGCAGCUGCAGUACACCCACUUCAGCAUCAACUUUGUCUUCUAUUCCACCUGCGGCGCCACGUUCAGGAAGUGCCUCUUUCAGCUCCUCCCCAUGAGAGUCAGGACCUGCUGCUGCUCCGGCAGGAGCACCAACUCGCAGAGGUACCAGUGAUGUGGGAGUCAGAAAGGUGCACCGCCUUUGGAUAGGUUUUUUUUUUGGUGAGGUCCCAAGGACCUCCUAGCCGAGGUUCAAACGACUUUUAUCUAGCAUAGGUCCUAGUGAAAAGGGACCUACUGACAGAGGUGACAGUGUAAACACCCUCCUGAAUGGAACCGGUUAGCAGAGGUUCUCAUGAAUAGGACCUACUAGCAAAGGUCCCCUUGAAUAGGAUCUGCUAUCAAAGGUCCCCAAGAAGAAAAAAAAGGAUCUGCUGGCAGAAAUCCCUGUAAAUAGGACCUCCAUGCAGAGACUUUGCUAAGGUCCCAAAAUAUUAAAACUUCCUAGCAGAGGUCCCAGUUAAUAAGACCUAACGGUAAAGGUAGGGGAGAUACCCCUUUUAGAAGCAGCAGUCAGUGGUAUCCCUGGAAAUAAAUGUAUCAGUAUCCGAGAUCCCAGACUGAGGUACCAGUAAACGCACAUACCGCUUACCGGAAAAAAAGGUACUAGUGAAUAGUACUCUUAGCGGAAGUACUAGUAGACCGAGCCCCUGGCAGAGAGUGCUAGUACCUGGUACUCUUAACAUAAAAUUACGUGAUACCUGAAUCAGGGAUAAUAGGGUAUGCUACUCUACUGUAAAGGCAACAGAAGAUAAUAGGGUAUGCUACUCUACUGUAAAGGCAACAGAAGAUAGCACCCGUUAACGGACGUACGAGUGACUGGACUCUCUAGUUGAGCUGCUGUUUUGGGAAGGAUCCAGUGGCUGGAGUACUAGGAAGAAAAGCACUGUAAGAUUCCACCAGCAGGGAAUCGAAUACUAAUCGAAUCUCGUACUGGCGAUGAUCCAAUUGAACUGAUCUCUGUAAGGGAAGGUUGGGGAGAUGUGCUACCUUUAGCAUCAAGAACUGGGAGACCAGUGGGAGUAUACCUGGGUAGAUGUGCUACUAGAUGGACUCUGGUAUCAGCAGAUGAUGGUAGACAAACACCAGCUGAAAGGACACACAACAAAAAGAGGUGCUUACGGCUGUUGUAGAUCCUGACUGAGUGAGGAGUAUUGGAUGUGAAGGAAUCCAAAGUAAUUUUUUAUUCACACAAAAGACACCAAGAGAGAGCGAGAGGAAAUGUUAUAACACCGAUAAAGGGAGUAUUAAAGAAACUUUAAAGACGCCGAUAAAGGGAGUGUUAGAAGAACUUUAAGGACACCAUUAAAGGGAGUGUGAGAGGAACUUUAUAGACGCCAGUAAAGAGAGAGUGUGAGAGGAAUUUUAAGAGCUAUAUUAAAGGAAGCGAGAGAGGAACGUCAAGGUCCCAUAAUUACAGGUAUGAGUUCCGCUCCUUCUAAUCGUGGGACACCAGGAGUGUUCUCGCUAUGUGUUACACACGAAGCGGAAGUUUGAGCCGCGCGUCUUACGACGCUGUGGUCUGGCAAGGCAGCGGCGGUCAUGUGACCCUCAGUUCAAGUAGGUCAUCAUGGCACCAAAAUCCGCUUCAUACCUCUACUGAAAAGUAAAAUACCACUAGUACCACCACCACUACCACCACCAUCACUACGACAACAACAACAACAACAGCAACAACCACCACCACCACUAUCACUACCACAACAACAGCAGCAGCAGCCACAACCACCACCAACAAUGGCCCCUCGAUACAAUACUAUAAAAAACUGAAUCAGUGACUUAUCUUUUCGAAGGCACUCUGUACACACUGAUACUAACACUAGUGCCAACACUGGCACCACCACUAGUGCCAUCACUGGUGCCAACAUUGGUGCCAACACUGGUGUCAUCACUGGUGCCAACACUGGCGCCAUCACUGGUGCCAACACUGGCGCCAACACUACGUCCAGAAACUCAAAAACACAUUUUAACAUAAGUGAACGCAUCUUCCUAAAGACGUGUCCGAAAUACUCUGCAACUAUGUGUUAUGUCUUCCCGAGGUCAUGGCUGGUGUCUUUGCUUGUUGCUGGUCAUCCUGUUCUAGACACAUGUCUAGUUUUAUCCCAGACGACACGUCACAAGCCUCCAUAUCAAAGACAUUUACUCAUGUCCAGAUUUUAAGUCAU
This is a messenger RNA of Cherax quadricarinatus, 3800 nucleotides long. The record is from RefSeq and is a predicted model, not a curated record. Lineage: Eukaryota; Metazoa; Arthropoda; Malacostraca; Decapoda; Parastacidae.